AUGACGUCCAAUGAUCGAACUGGCUAUACAACUGAAGUUGUAUCUGCAAUAUUUGUUUCUGCUCCACCCCAUCAAAUUCCUAACUGCGCUGUUUUUGGCAUGGAAGGCCUUAUUAUUUCUGGUCGUUAUCAACUGCCCUGGACCCGGUCACCAGCCUCCGUGACGGAGCUGUGGAAAGCUGCCUGGCCCUCCACCUCCACCAUCUUGCGAUUCGUGCGAUGGGAUUCCAUCUACUUUGUACACAUCGCCGAACGGGGUUACCUGUAUGAGCAGGAAUGGGCCUUUGGAUAUGGUUACACUAGAUUGCUGUCUUAUCUUACUGCUGCCCUCCAUCCAACGGACAAUGGGAUCGGAGCAACCGAGAUCACCCAGGUGGCCGUUGGCAUCUCUCAUCUGAGUCAUUACUUGUCUGUCCUCGUACUGUACGCUUUAACGAAGACCAUCUUUGGCACGGAGACGAACACCCAGAGGGCAUUCUGUCUCGUCUCAGCUGCUCUCCAUAUCAUUUCUCCCGCUGGUGCCUUUCUCUCUGCCCCCUAUGGCGAGCCUCUUUUCUCCUUUCUCAACCUCACGGGCUUCUACCUCUACUUGUCGGCAGUUCUGAACGAGGACACCGGUAGACAGAUAACGCGAGAUGCGAAAUUUCUUGCUUCUGCUGUCCUUUUUGCGUUGGCCACGACGGUCCGCAGCAAUGGCAUCUUAAGUGGAUGUCUAUUUGCCUAUGAUGCCGUCUUGGGAGUCGUUCGGGUUAUCACCCGCGGUUUCUCCCUCGAAACCGUGCAUCGCUUGUUUGUCAUCGUCCUCGGGGGCAGCAUCGUCGCUCUAGGGAUGGUUGGACCGCAGUACGUUGCUUUCGCGACCUAUUGUACAGAUCCGGAUUCGUCGCGGCCUUGGUGUAAACAGCUCAUUCCAAGCAUAUAUGGCUGGGUGCAAGCACACUAUUGUCACCAAUCUCCCGCUCUUCUGUCUUGCGGCACCAAUGCUGGCAGUUCUGUGUCAGUCAGCUCUCUCCGUAUUGCAAAGGCCGCCCGCAGAGCAGAUCUACUUGAGUUUUGCACCCGAUGCUUCGUCGCAGAAGACAAGUGUUCGGCAGUCAUGCUUGACUCGUCUUGCCAUUUCGCAAGGUCUGUUGGCGAUUACGGCUUUGACGAGCUACCAUGUGCAGAUUAUCAACCGGAUCUCGUCCGGAUAUCCGGUGUGGUAUUGGUAUUUGGCUUCAUUGGCUCUGGACAAAACCAAGCCUUCGCAGCCGGCCAGAUGUCUCUUCUCGGCAGCUACGCAGGGCAUGGCGAUGUAUGGGCUUAUCCAGGCGGUUCUAUUCGGUUCUUUCCUCCCGCCAGCCUAGGGAGCUGA
Molecule: messenger RNA, 1353 nt
Organism: Rasamsonia emersonii CBS 393.64
Lineage: Eukaryota; Fungi; Ascomycota; Eurotiomycetes; Eurotiales; Trichocomaceae
Product: DUF409 domain protein
Exons: 5
Coding region: 1-1353 (450 amino acids)
Biological process (GO): GPI anchor biosynthetic process
Cellular component (GO): endoplasmic reticulum membrane; mannosyltransferase complex
Molecular function (GO): alpha-1,6-mannosyltransferase activity; GPI mannosyltransferase activity
Source: RefSeq, a predicted model, not a curated record